AUGACGGCUUUUCGCAUGCGAUUGAAGGGAAAAAAGUCGACGACGAAAACCAGCGAGAUCGUGGUUGAAAACGAGAGAGGGUUGGACUUCGCAGGCGGUCGGUCGAGAUGGGUCUGGUCCAUGGACUGCCGGUGUGGGAUGCGGACAUCGAAUGUCGUCGGAGCAGCCGACCGCAAAAGUCUUGGGCCGUGGUGGUGCUGCCGUGCCUCCUUUGCCGGCCGUUGCCGCUGCUCCUCCUUGCCCGGUCUCGGCGACCUGGUAGACGAGCCGAUUCUGCAGAGUCCUGGUCAAUUAACGAGAGGAACACCACACAACCGAUUCAUCCACACUCCUCCCCCAUCCCCGCCGGGCCGGCGCCCAAACCCAACAUGGCUGCUCCAUCCACAUUUUCCAGAAUCCAACAUUGCGGCACUAGCCCUUGGGUUGGGACCCAAACAGCAAUUGUCCGCCGUGGACGGGGUACCUCUGACUGCACCUCAUGUUCGCAGCGUCCCCAUGUCACCGCCGCGGCUCUCCACCGAGUAA
Molecule: messenger RNA, 525 nt
Organism: Colletotrichum tamarilloi
Lineage: Eukaryota; Fungi; Ascomycota; Sordariomycetes; Glomerellales; Glomerellaceae
Exons: 1
Coding region: 1-525 (174 amino acids)
Source: RefSeq, a predicted model, not a curated record